Molecule: messenger RNA, 1571 nt
Organism: Apus apus (common swift)
Lineage: Eukaryota; Metazoa; Chordata; Aves; Apodiformes; Apodidae
Gene: MRPL45
Product: mitochondrial ribosomal protein L45
Exons: 8
Coding region: 18-920 (300 amino acids)
Cellular component (GO): mitochondrion
Source: RefSeq, a predicted model, not a curated record
GGCCGCGCGGCGGGAAGAUGGCGGCCGCCAUGAAGGCGGGACUAGGGCGGCUGGGCCUGCGGGUGUGCGGGCAGGCUGCCGGGUCCGUGCUCCGCCCUGCUGGAGCAGCUCCAGCCUGUCUUGUUGUCCCCGUCAGAACCAAGAGGAGGUUUUCUGUCCCUGAAUGGGCCAGAGAACUGUCACCUGAAGAGAAGGAGAGGAGACUCAGGUCUUUGGGGCUGAUGUUUCCUGAUGAACGGAUAGAACGGACCUUCUACUUGGCCAGCACAGCUGAAAUUAUAGACCCUUAUGUCCCUCCUGAGGGCGAUGCCCGCUUGACUUCCCUGUCCAAAGAUGGGCUGAAGCAAAAGAUGCAGCAGCUGAAGCAGAGUGCAGCCUCCCAGCUGGCCCUGCGUAAGAUAAAAGAUCAUGAUCCAGAUUUCAGCACCAAAACCUUCCCUGAGAAGGCCCAGGAGAUAUUUAUUGAAGCUCACAACUGCCUGGCAAACUUUAACAAGCAGAAGCUUCACUCCCUGGUGACCGAGCGUUGCUACCCGGAGAUGGUCCGUGGGAACAGGUACCGGACCAUCCGGUGGAGCUUCCUGGAGUCCCUGGAGCCUCCCCGCGUGGUCCACGUCCGCUGCGACAGCGUCCUCAACCGCGGCAACCUGUACGGCCAGGUGACCGUGCGGAUGCACACCCGGCAGACUCUGGCCAUUUACGACCGCUUCGGGCGGCUGAUGUACGGCGGGGAGCAGGUCCCCAAGGAUGUUCUGGAGUAUGUGGUGUUUGAGAGGUACUUGGUCAACCCUUAUGGCACCUGGAGGAUGCAUGGGAAGAUUGUUCCGGAAUGGGCUCCACCCAAGGAGCCCAUCAUUAAGACGGUGAUGAUUCCUGGCCCAACCUUGGAUCCCUCACAAGAGCACAAAGAAGCAAAGUAGGAAAUUCCAGAGCCUGGCCAGAGGCAGCAGUGCCAACAGCCCUGGAGGGAAGUGGAGAACAUCUCUGGAUGCAGGGGGUUGGAUGUGGCUGUGUCUUCCCAGGGAGCAGCCCGCAAACAAAAUGGCUUCAGAAAGGGAGUCCAGCCACUAAGAAUUUGCUCAUUGCUCCUCUUUCCUUUAAAGAAGCAAGAGGGUCCUGGGAGGGGGAUUCAGAUGAGCUCUGAGAAGAGCUUGACUCUGUCCAAGUAGCCCUAAGUGUGCAGCUUCUUACCACUCUGUGUUUGUGAGGCUGGGCAGCCUGUUCCCUUCAGGCCAACCUCUGUCCUGAGCCUGGAUCCUGGGAGCCCUUGGCAGCAGAAAUCUAUCCAGGCAUGGAAUGUUGAAUACUCCCAUGGGAAAUGUCACAGACCUGGUGGGCUUUCAUUAAAACUUGCAGCAGUAGGUGUUGGCACUUUCUUUUCUACUGAUUCCCAGGCAUCUUUUUAUUUUAACAGAAAAGAGGGCAGAGCAGCAAGGACACUUCAAAUCAAAUUGUGCUGGGUGGGCCCUGCAAUCAGGCUCCUGCUGCUCUGGUGCUUGUUAGUGGCCCAGCUUCCCAAAGGGGCUGCAGCACAGCAAGGAUCACUGAAUAAAAGAUUUUUUGACUCCUCA